GAUCACAGAUCGGUUCUACAGAUGAUCAAAAGGGCAAUCCUCGCCACAGACCUCACCGUCUACAUGGAGAGAAGAAAAGAGUUCUUUAGCCUCUCUAAGAAAAGAAAAGUGAACUGGAAGAGCGAGAAACAGAGAGAUUUAUUGAGGUCGAUGCUGAUGACAGCCAGUGACCUCUCUGCUAUCACGAAGCCUUGGCAUGAACAACAAAGAAUCGCCAACCUGGUUUCCAUGGAGUUCUUUGCACAGGGGGACAAAGAGAAAGAAGAGUUCAAAAUCAAGCCUGUUGGCAUCAUGAACAGAGAGAACAGUACUCGUCUGCCAUACAUGCAGGUUGAAUACAUUGAUGACAUCUGCUACCCACUCUACAAGGCUGUGUCAACACUGUUUGACUCCUGCUUCCCACUAAUGCUCGGUUGCAAAAAGAACAGAGAAAACUGGCUGCUUCUUGUUAAAGAAGCGGAAGAAGAAAGUGAAAACAGUUUUUGUAGCAUUCCUCUGGAAACACAUGGAAACGACGUGGGGAAGUUGCAGACUGAGGAGUAGAAGACCGGACAGAAGAUUGUUCUUCUUUUGGAAACUUCAUCACUAAAUACAAACCUGAUACCCACACAUCAGAGCUUUGUCUGACACUACAUGUUAUAUAUGAUUUACAAUAUUCUUGUACAGUAAUGUGAGCCAUGCUGCAUGAUGUUUUGGACUUUUCUGAACUCUGUAAUGAAUGUAAAUGUUCAAAAUCAUAAAGACAUGUUUGUGUAGCCACAUCCAAUCAAACCAGAAGGUAACUUUUUGUGAGUGGCUGUUGUCUGCCCUGGUUUGUCAUCAGAGUAGAUAAAGAAAUAAAGUUUCUUAGAUAACUUUUA
Labrus bergylta (ballan wrasse) is the source of this 860-nucleotide messenger RNA. Lineage: Eukaryota; Metazoa; Chordata; Actinopteri; Labriformes; Labridae. The record is from RefSeq and is a predicted model, not a curated record.